Molecule: messenger RNA, 2928 nt
Organism: Linum trigynum
Lineage: Eukaryota; Viridiplantae; Streptophyta; Magnoliopsida; Malpighiales; Linaceae
Source: the annotation of a GenBank genome assembly
UUCUGUUCGCCAGAUGCGGUCGACCUUUUCAUAAUCGUGGUCGACCGCAUCUGGCUUUCAAUCGAUUUUUUCUUUUGUUGUAUAGACUGAGGUCGACCUGUGAUGAUAUUGAGGUAGACCUGUGACAUUUUGCUACGAGUAUUUGGGCCAUUUCGGACUCGUUUCAAUUUAGCCGAGGUCGACCUAUGAUGCUUCUGAGGUCGACCUAUGAAGGCAAAAGUUCGAGUUGUGCCAUUGUCUUUGAAUUAUUUGUGCGAAACUAACUCUGGUCGACCUCUUUUGAUUAUGAGGUCGACCGGAUCUGUUUUACACUCAAUAGCAAAAGCAUUUGGGCCAUUUCAGACUCGUUUCAAAUUAGCCGCGGUCGACCUAUGAUGCUUCUGAGGUCGACCUAUGAAGGCAAAAGUUCGAGUUGUGCCAUUGUCUUUGAAUUAUUUGUGCGAAACUAACUCUGGUCGACCUCUUUUGAUUAUGAGGUCGACCGGAUCUGUUUUACACUCAAUAGCAAAAGCAUUUGGGCCAUUUCAGACUCGUUUCAAAUUAGCCGAGGUCUACCUAUGAUGCUUCUGAGGUCGACCAAUGAAGGCAAAAAUUCGAGUUAUUUGUGCUAAACUUGUUGAGGUCGACCUGUGAUGAUAUUGAGGUCGACCUCGGGCCAUUGAAAUCGAUUGAAAGCCAGAUGUUCAUGGGGAGUGCAGUGCAGGACAUUAGGCCACCUUGUAAUGCACUCGAAGACACAAACGUCUGCUGCCUUCACCGAGUUCUCCUUUGCAACCCUAUGCCGGCCACCGACAAGCAAACAACAACAAUAUAACAAAGAAGACCCUAAAACCUAAACUCUCUUACAUCCAUAAGAACGGGACAUGCGGGGCGGUGCCAUGUAAGAGAGUUUAGGUUUUAGGGUCUUCUUUUUUAUAUUGUUGUUGUUUGCUUGCCGGUGACCGACAUAGGGUUGCAAAGGAGAACUCGGUGAAGGUAGCAGACGUUUGUGUCUUCGAGUGCAUUCCAAGGUGGUCUAAUGUCCUGCACUGCACUCCUGCUGAAAGUCACAUCUGGUUUUCAAUCGAUUUAAAUUUUCCGAGGUCGACCUAUGCUUGUUCUGAGGUCCACCUAUGAAUGCAAUUUUGUACUUGAAUUGUUACGGGUUUAUGUCGACCCAUUCUCGUUUUAAAUUAACUGAGGUCGACCUAUGCUUCUUCUGAGGUCGGCCCACUCUCGUUUUAAAUUAACUGAGGUCGACAUAUGCUUCUUCUGAGGUCGACCCAUUCUCGUUUUAAAUUAACAGAGGUCGACCUAUGCUUCUUCUGAGGUCGACCCAUUCUCGUUUUAAAUUAACUGAGGUCGACCGCUUUAUGGAGUGGUCGACCGAGUUUUGUUCAUUUCAAAAAUGUGACUAACGUGUAUUCUUGCUUGUUUGAUUGCAGGAUGUUUGGCGGCAAAAAGAAAAGAAAGGCACAAAAAGUUGCUGCCUCAAGUUCGGAAUGGGAAGAGUUCAAUCCCAAUCUGUUCCAGACCAAGGAGCAAAGUGAGAACUAUGAAGAGAAGAGAAUGCACAACCGCAGGGUGGUUCCGGGAAGGCCAUUGACGAUGGAUGCGUAUUCUCAUUUCGGGAAUUACGGGUUUCUGGGACCCUUCAUCGAGCAAGAGUGGCUGAAGGUGAUAUCUCUCAAUGUACCAUACUACCCAAAACUGGUACAGUACUUCUACAACAACAUCGUCUACGAGCGCAAUGCAAAUGGAUCCAUUCACGCAUUCAAAUCCUAUGUGAAUGGGGUGGCGAUGCGCAUCAGCAAGAAUGUGUUGGCGCAAGUACUAGAGGCUCCAAAUGAGGGGAAGAGAAUCCAUUCUUACGGUGCUUGGAAUGAAACGCAUUUCACGAGAGCCAAGCAAAUCCAGACGGUAUGUGGUCUUGAUGAAGAGGAAGAUGCUCAGGGUCGCAAUAGGCCAACGAGUAACCACCUGACAGUUCAAGCCAGAGUUCUUCACCACAUGCUUUGCUACAACAUUCUGCCAAAGGGUGGACAUCGGGAGACAGUCACCUACUUCGACAUGGAGCUCCUCACCAACCUACUGUUAAACGAGAAGGUGAACUUGCCAUACUUGAUCUUUAACCACAUGCUUACUGCUGCAGAGAGUUCAAACAGGAAUCUUCCCUAUGGAAUGAUCCUCACUGUGCUAUUUGAGCAUUUUAAUGUGAAUUUAAGUGAAGAGGUGGGGUUAAGAAUCUCAAGGCAGGAGUUCUAUACUGUUUCAUCUCUGAAAAAGAUGGGUUUUGAGCUGCGUAAUGGUGAGUAUGUCAGAAUAAACAAUGCUCAUGGUGGUGAUGAUGAUGGUGAUGAAGGAGCUCGAGACGAGCCAAUGGCGGAGGCACAGAGUUCAACUCCACCGAUCACCUUAGAGCGUGUGUGGGAGCGCAUGGAUGGCAUGUAUGAGUACAUGGGCCAGAUGUCCACCCAGAUGACUGGCAUGUACUACUACAUGGGGCAAAUGACCGCCCAGAUGAGCACAAUGCAGGUGACCGUGAAUGAGAUGCGAGAUGAGUGGCGAUCUUUCAGCGGAAGAUACAUGCAUCCCACCACAUCUGACCACCAUCAUGCUAGCACAACCAAUGAAGAAAAUGUGGAUGAGGGAGAGGGGGGAGAUGAGUAGGAGCGCGGCGAUUUUAGAUUGUGUGUUUUUAUUGUUAAGUGGUCAAAACGAUUGUUGAUUGUUAUUCAGUUGUUUUUUUAGUUUUAUUUUUAUGUGUGAACAAUUAUGAUUUUUGUUUUAUUGUAUUUCUUGUUAGUUUGUUUAGUUGUUAUGCUAUGAAUUGAUGAGUCCUUGUUAUCAUUAUUUAUGACUAUUUAUGAUGGUUUGAAACAUAAUUUAUACGAUCAAAAGAACCACACAAAUCGACAUACAUAAGCAAAAAAAACACGGGGCAUAGGU